Messenger RNA from Opisthorchis viverrini, 1460 nucleotides. RefSeq lists its product as hypothetical. NCBI's taxonomy places the organism in Eukaryota, Metazoa, Platyhelminthes, Trematoda, Opisthorchiida, Opisthorchiidae. The record is from RefSeq and is a predicted model, not a curated record. The transcript has 4 exons. The coding region runs from base 173 to 1132 and encodes 319 amino acids.
GGCGGGUAAUAUGAUAACUGUCCGUACGCCUUUGGUGUCCCAAUGUGCUCGUGACAAAGGCUGUCGCUGAUUACCCGCUGUGUAUGAUAAAGGCGUUCUUCGUUAUGUUUUGGAUUAUUCUGGCGCUAAUUAGCCCGUAAACCUUCACCCUACACAGCUCGACAGAUUGGGUAUGUGCGAUGCCGCCGUUUUCUGUCACAUGCCAUCAAUGAGCACAUACAACAAAUCUCAUAUCGGCAACGAAAUUGGUUGCAAAACGCUGGAUUAUCUUAGUUCCUUUGCAAACCUGGAGAGUGGAGCCAAAUCAUCGUAUGAUUCUGAUGACUGCUCCAAUCCGAACAGUCAAUCGAAGCUUCGUUAUGAUCCUGUUGAAUCAUUGGCGACUCCACAACCCCAAGAGACCAUCAUCGAUGGUUUUUCCAUAUUGUCAUUCAGAACAAAAGAGGAUCUCACGCUGUAUACGCAACAUACCAACGCGGAUCGACUCAAGGCGUCUUCCACACACAUAUCGGAUGAUAAAGCUACGCGAUCUCGACGUACGUGUGCGACAACAAAGAGACGAACCAAGGCGCAUUACAACAGGGCUUUGGAGGAUUCUCGUGGUGACAUGUUGACAGCCGUUGGUGGUGUUGAACCUUCGGGCGUAGACGCACUGGAUUCGGGUUCGGACCAUAAGAACGGGCGUUUGACCAAUGGUCUUUGCAUCGAUGACGUUCAGUCCAACAGGUCGCUUGAUGCGUGUAUCAAAUUCUCAAUGCCGGAUUCGGAUUCAGAGCACAACUGCAGAUCAAAUCAGCCCGAUGCUAAUUCGGCAAACCAGUUAACUCCGUUCCGAAUUUCCAAAUAUCGACCGUCCACUUCUCCAGGAGCCAACCGCGAUGCCACCUUUGAGCCGAUAACCCAUGAUGAACAGUACGGAUCACGUCCGUCUUCACGCCUGUCUGUCGGUACAGUCGGUUCUGGGCGUUCGCACUGCACAGAGGAUAGCAAACAGUCUAGACCGUUAUCCUACGCAGACGCAGUGUUAGCGACUACGCUAGACUGUCACUUAGCUCCACUUUCCACCACUUGGAGUGAUCAUAUACCGGUGGGUUUUAGACAGGCGGAAAGAUACUGGUCGUUCUGUUCGUGAGACUUUUUUCUGCAACCACUGACUUUGCCUUCAUCCACUAAAGACACAUGUUUCGGUGUCGUAGACAAAUGAUUCGUUUAUGUUUAAAUCGGAAUUCUCACCUUACGUUUGUGUUUGCUUGUGCGUUGGAAUGGCUUCCGGCUUUUUCGUCGCUAUGUUGACCACUUUUUCUCUGUUUGUCAGACCUGUUUUCUAGCCUAAGUCGUCCUGUCACUCUAGUCCUUUUUGCGUUCAUGGUUCGGUGACUACUAAGCUACCUUUAUUUGUACUCGACAGUUAUUAACUUCUGGCCGUCUGUGUCAGACUUUCAUGAUGAACUCCUUGCAAC